GAAGAAGUGUUUGAUAUGGAUGGGAUACCAAGGGUUGAUGUUCUGAAGAAUCACUUAGUAAAAGAAGGUCGGGUAGAUGAAGAAAUUGCACUUAGAAUUAUCAAUGAGGGUGCUGCCAUCCUUUGGAGAGAGAAAACCAUGAUAGAAGUAGGAGGUCCAAUUACAGUGUGUGGUGACAUCCAUGUCCAAUUUUUUGAUCUGAUGAAACUUUUUGAAGUAGGAGGAUCACCUGCUAAUACACGAUACCAUUUUCUUGGUGAUUAUGUGGACAGAGGUUAUUUUAGUAUAGAGUGUGUCUUAUAUUUAUGGGUCCUGAAGAUUCUGUACCCAACCACAUUAUUUCUUCUAAGAGGCAACCAUGAAUGCAGACACCUAACUGAAUAUUUUACCUUUAAGCAAGAAUGUAAAGUUAAAUAUUCAGAAAGAGUCUAUGAAGCUUGUAUGGAAGCUUUUGAUAGCCCACCUCUUGCUGCACUUUUAAACCAACAGUUUCUUUGUGUUCGUGGUGGACUUUCACCAGAAAUACACACACUGGAUAAUAUUAGGAGAUUACAUAGAUUCAAAGAGCCAACUGCAUUUGGACCAAUGUGUGACUUGUCAUGGUCUGAUCCUUCUGAAGAUUUUGGAAAUGAGAAGUCACAGGAACAUUUUAGUCAAAAUACAGUUCAAGGAUGUUCUUAUUUUUAUAGCUAUCCAGCAGUGUGUGAAUUUUUGCAAAACAAUAAUUUGUUAUCAAUUAUUAGAGCCCAUGAAGCUCAAGAUGCAGGCUAUAGAAUGUACAGAAAAAGUCAAACUACAGGGUUCCCUUCAUUAAUAACAAUUUUUUCGGCACCUAAUUACUUAGAUGUCUACAAUAAUAAAGCUGCUGUAUUAAAAUAUGAAAAUAAUGUGAUGAAUAUUUGACAAUUUAAUUGUUCUCCACAUCCUUACUGGUUAUGCAGUUUUAUGGAUGUCUUUACCUGGUCUUUACCAUUUGUUGGAGAAAAGGUGACAGAAAUGUUGGUAAAUGUUCUGAGUACUUGCUCUGAUGAUGAACUGAUGACUGAAGGUGAAGACCAAUUUGAUGGUUCAACUGCAGCCCUGAAAGAGAUCAUAGGAAACAAAAUUCGAGCAAUUGGCAAGACGGCAAGGGUCUUCUCUGUUCUCAGGGAGGAGAGUGAAAGUGUGCUGACACGCAAGGGCCUGACUCCCACAGGGAUGCUGCCUAAUGGAAUGUUGGCUGGAGGACGGCAGACUCUGCAAAGUGCCACAGUUGAGGCUAUUGAGGCUGAAAAAGCAAUACGAGGAUUCUCUCUGCCACAUAGAAUCUGCAGUUUUGAAGAGGCAAAGGGUUUGGAUAGGAUCAAUGAGAGAAUGCCACCCCAGAAAGAUGCUGUACAGCAAGAUGGUUUCAAUUCUCUGAACACCUCACAUGCCACUGAGAACCACGGGACUGGAAGCCAUAGCGCUCAGUGAUCCACGGCUUCCCAGGGACUCUCACAUCUCGGGCCCAAAAUGGACAGAUCACCCAAGGAGCUGGAGGGGUCGGCCACGCUGACUGUCAGUGUCACAGUCCCUCUGGAGAAAUCAACCAUUGUGCGUUUGAAACCCCAGCCCCUUCCUGGAUGGAGGCUUGAGGGCCCUGGAACACGUUGUGCUAAUUAAUACGUUUGGGUCAUUGCUGCCGAGGUGGGGAGCAGUG
Messenger RNA from Sorex fumeus (smoky shrew), 1681 nucleotides. RefSeq names its product serine/threonine-protein phosphatase 2B catalytic subunit beta isoform-like. Lineage: Eukaryota; Metazoa; Chordata; Mammalia; Eulipotyphla; Soricidae. The record is from RefSeq and is a predicted model, not a curated record. The transcript has 2 exons. Gene Ontology annotation, cellular component: calcineurin complex; cytoplasm. Gene Ontology annotation, biological process: calcineurin-mediated signaling. Gene Ontology annotation, molecular function: calmodulin-dependent protein phosphatase activity; calmodulin binding.